This is a messenger RNA of Hordeum vulgare subsp. vulgare (domesticated barley), 1892 nucleotides long. Its product is annotated as probable inactive beta-glucosidase 14. Lineage: Eukaryota; Viridiplantae; Streptophyta; Magnoliopsida; Poales; Poaceae. The record is from RefSeq and is a predicted model, not a curated record. The transcript is spliced from 12 exons. Gene Ontology annotation, biological process: carbohydrate metabolic process. The coding region runs from base 131 to 1690 and encodes 519 amino acids. Gene Ontology annotation, molecular function: beta-glucosidase activity.
CAUCCAAACGCCCACUCCACGGCUGGUCAAUGACCAAUAUUUUGGUCGGGCAGAUAAGGGAUCCAAACAAAACAGCCCCUGAACUUUCAGAGCAGAGCUCACUGCGGAGGGGGUCGCCGGCCGUGGGCGGAUGGCGCGCGAGGCGCCCUUGUGGCUUCUCCUGCUCUCGUCUGCUCACCUGCUCCUCCGAUGUGCUUCGGCGCUCGAUCGCGGCCAGUUCCCUCCUCCGACGAGCUUCCUCUUUGGGACAUCCACCUCUGCCUACCAGAUUGAAGGCGGAUAUUUGGAGGGUAAGAAAGGCCUAAGUAAUUGGGAUGUCUACACCCACAAGGAAGGCACAAUUGAGGAUGGAAGUAACGGCGAUAUUGCUGCUGAUCAUUACCAUCGCUACAUGGAAGAUAUUGAGUUGAUGCAUUCCUUGGGAGUGAACUCAUAUCGAUUCUCCAUAGCAUGGACACGAAUUCUACCAAGAGGCCGAUUUGGACAUAUAAAUCCAGACGGUGUAGCAUUCUACAAUGCCAUCAUCAAUGCUCUUCUGCAGAAAGGCAUACAACCAUUUGUUACGAUAUUUCAUUACGACAUUCCACAUGAGCUUGAAGAGCGAUAUGGUGGAUGGUUGAGUCCAGAAAUCCAGAAGGACUUUGGUUACUUUGCAAAAGUAUGCUUCAAGUUGUUUGGCGACCGAGUGAAAUUCUGGGUUACAAUGAAUCAGCCUAACUUAUUGGCAAAAUUUGCUUAUAUGGAUGGAUGGUUCCCUCCUGGUCAUUGUUCGAAGCCGUUUGGGAAUUGUGCCUUUGGAAAUUCUUCAAUCGAGCCAUACAUAGUAGGUCACAAUAUGAUACUUUCACAUGCAAACGCAGUGAGCAUUUACAGAAAUAACUAUCAGGAGACACAAGGUGGAUAUAUUGGAAUUGCUGUCGGCGCAAGAUGGUAUGAACCAUUGCGAAAUACCACAAUCGACCAACUAGCAGUUGAACGGGCUAUAUCUUUCAAUGUUCCAUGGUUUCUGGACCCUAUAAUUCUUGGUGAUUAUCCUGCAGAGAUGCGCAAAAUCUUGGGCCCAACCCUACCUGAGUUCACAUCAAAGCAGAAGAAGAAACUACAUGCAACAAAACUGGAUUUUAUUGGACUAAAUCAUUAUUCGACAUGGUAUUUGAAAGACUGCAUCUUUUCACCAUGUGAAAUGGAUCCUAUGGAUGGGGAUGCGCGAGCAUUGAGUUUAGCAGAAAGAGAUGGUGUGCUUAUCGGUAAACAGACAGGAGCACCAUUCUUUUAUGAUGUUCCACAUGGGAUGGAAAAGGUGGUCAUGUAUUACAAACAAAGAUACAACAACACGGCAACAUAUAUAACAGAAAAUGGUUAUGCUCAAGCAAGCAAUAGCAGUAUGACUGCUAAGGAUUUUACCGGCGACACAGAAAGAAUUAAUUACAUCAGUGGCUACCUCACUUAUUUAGCCUCGGCAAUAAGGAAAGGAGCUGACGUACGUGGUUACUUUGUGUGGUCUCUCCUCGACGACUUUGAGUGGACUUCGGGAUACAAGGACAGAUUCGGGCUCUACCAUGUCGACUUCAAGACGCAGAAGAGGACGCCAAAACUAUCAGCUGAAUGGUUCAGGCAGUUCCUCAAAGGUUCACUUCUGACAAGAGAACUCCAAAAUGGAUCCCAGCUGCAGCUCUACUAUACUUCCUGAGCUACUGAUGGUUCUUCUCCCCGUGCUUCAAUAUCAUGUAAAAUCGUACCUUGUUUCCCUGUGCCUGAAUACUAUGCAAGGUCGUGAGUUGCAAGACAUCUUUAUGUGUGUGAAUAAAUGUCGAAUAUGCAGGUUGUUAUUGUAAGGAUGUAGAGAUAUUUAUGUUUGUGAAUAGACCAUGCAUGGCGCAGCAUUUACCCAA